Molecule: messenger RNA, 2125 nt
Organism: Tigriopus californicus
Lineage: Eukaryota; Metazoa; Arthropoda; Copepoda; Harpacticoida; Harpacticidae
Product: homeobox protein unc-4-like
Exons: 3
Coding region: 414-1457 (347 amino acids)
Biological process (GO): regulation of DNA-templated transcription
Molecular function (GO): sequence-specific double-stranded DNA binding; DNA-binding transcription factor activity, RNA polymerase II-specific
Source: RefSeq, a predicted model, not a curated record
CUUCGAUAAGUAUGCUGGCCGGGAUUUUUCCACGCUGAUCGAGCGGCCAAAGGGUGGAGAGCGCUGGCCGGGACGUCGCACAACCAUCGCCAGAGAGACGCUUUGGAAGCGCCGUGAGCGCCACUGCGUGGCGUUCAACCAUCCGCACUUUUCCUGGACGUGAUAUCAAUUUAAAGAAGUUGCAAAGCUGCAAGCAUCUCAGGAACUGCUCUCUCUAAUUAAAUUGUCUCAGUGAAAAUGACAAUCAACUUGGAAUAGUCCUCUGUGAUUUUUCAACCUCUUCCGCCCUCACGCCGCCCUAGCUUCUUGAUUGGUCUGGAUUCAUAAGAUAGAGAAGAGAGACGGUCUGGCGUCAAAAAGUGUGCAUCGGGAAACCUCUUUGAAGAUUGUUUUUGGCAAACCCACCAGAUUGCAUGAAUCCCAAUCUGAAUAUGUUGGACACUAGACUGCGAGGUAUCUCCUCCUUUUUGCCGCCAUCAUUUUUACCCCGUCCCAUGUUCCCUCUGCCCAUGAAGAUGGACUCCAUGUCCAGGGUGCCAUUGCCACAUUCGUUGGCCAAUUUGUGCCAUCCUGGGCUUCGUCUACCCAUUCAACAACUACCCAUAUCUCCCAACGGCCUCAAUCGCAAUGACCUCACCCCUUCACCAGGCGAAGAUUCUGAUGAUGAGUCCAAUUCGUCAGAUAGUCGGAAUAAGCGCCGUUCCCGGACCAAUUUCAACACCUGGCAAUUGGACGAGCUGGAGAGGGCGUUCCACGCUUGUCACUACCCAGAUAUCUUCAUGCGAGAGGCCCUCGCCAUGAGAUUGGACUUGAGGGAGUCCAGGAUCGCGGUGUGGUUCCAGAAUCGUCGCGCCAAAUGGCGCAAAUUGGAUCAAACCAAGAAGGGUCCGGGACGGCCCGCCCACAACUCGCAUCCUCAGACCUGUUCCGGAGAGCCUCUGACCCAAACUGAACUUGAGCGACGAGAACAGCAACGGAAGGAGCGGAAAUUGAUGCGACAAUUGGAGAAACAGCAGAAAAAACUGGCCGCCAAGGGUGUGGAAAUGGAUUUGGCCACGCUCCGCGCUGAGUGGAUGAAAAAGCAUUCCGAUGAUCUAGAGGAAAUCGACGUGGUCGGCGAUGAUGACGGGGACGACAGCUCGGACAACUGUCUCACCCCAAAUCCAGACCGGCCUUUAAGUGAGGAUCGCAAAUCCGAUCUGGUUUCCACUUGGCACACCUUACCACCUUUACCGUCAGACCUUCCCUCUCCAGUCAUUUCAACCUCAUCUUCGUCAUCAUCACCAUCUGUCAAUCCUUCGUUGGCUCCAAGCCCGCUUCACCAUCAUCACGAGCACACUCACUACCCACAACAGCCUUUGCCGUUGAUGGCUAAUUUGAUGCAAUCCAAGCCGAACCGCAAGCGGGCUUCGUUUAGCAUCGACAGCUUACUUUCCACCGUACAAAGGCAACAUUAGGCUUGCCAUUUUGAAUCUCUGACUCACCAACCCACCUUGUUUUAGUUAUGCCUCAAUAUCUACGUACACUGACCCUCAUCAGUUUGUCAAGAGCUCGCCCAGAAAUUGUCGUCGUUGCUUUGCAAUUGAAAUAUACUCAUGCUCUGUCUUUGUUACAAGUCCAAGCAAGUCCUCAAUUGAGCCCCUUGGGUUCGAAUAAUGAGCAGUGGUGGGAAACAAUUAUGGUCCAGUCUGGCCUAACUGAGACAUCACAUUCGAGACCACGGGAUGAGACUCUCGAACGCCUCCUUGGUUCAUGGUGAUCAUCGCCAUCAUGAUCAUCUCCACUCUCACCCCCAACGCAGUGAUCAUCGCUGAGGAAUGUCCUGCUUGCCAGCGUUUACCUAAUGAUCAUGUUAGUCACUUUGCCGCGAGCCAAACCAAACAGAUUUUGUCGAACACGUCCACAAACCUUGGGUCGGGUGGCUCCGGGAUCUUCUCGAAAAUUGUUCAGAGCCGUUUGAUUGGAACUUAGUCGCAGCAGCACUGCAAGAUCCUGGGGCCGAUUCGUAAUUGAAAAUCGAUCAAGGAACUAUUCAAUUAGUACCCUCGGCUGACUCUCCAGUUUUCGAAUUUAAUGUCUCUGUUUCGAUGUUCGACGGAAAACAAGAUUUUUUGGGUUUGGGUUG